Molecule: messenger RNA, 534 nt
Organism: Triticum aestivum (bread wheat)
Lineage: Eukaryota; Viridiplantae; Streptophyta; Magnoliopsida; Poales; Poaceae
Exons: 2
Coding region: 78-293 (71 amino acids)
Biological process (GO): mitochondrial respiratory chain complex III assembly
Cellular component (GO): mitochondrion
Source: RefSeq, a predicted model, not a curated record
ACUAUUCUUUCUGUCACAGCACACAACAACGCCCAUCGACUGACUCUCGCGCGCGCGGCCCAGCAGGAAGGAGGAGGAUGAACGGCGGUGGUGGCGGCAAGAAGUUCGGCGGCGGGCGGGUGCCGACGGGGACCCCCUCGCUGGCGUGGUCGUCGGUGGUGGUGGUCGCCUCCCUCCUCGCCGGCGCCUCCAUCGUCCACAACAUCUACAAGCCCGACAUGACUCUACCGCCGGUGGAGGUCGCGGACAGCAACGGAACCGGAGCCGGCAGCGGCGAUCGCAAGGAGAGCUGAGCUAGACCCGACGGCGCCAGCGCCGGAGCUCAAGGCUCGAGAGGAUAGAUAACUAUGGGCCACAGACACAUGUGGAGUUCUUUGUUUUGUAAUCUUCAGACAGACGUGAACAAAACAAUUCGAGCUUUUAUGUACUCUGCUUAAUCUGCUGUGCUGUAUUACUGUUCUUUGUGUGGUGAUUGAUUGAUUGUAUGUGUUAUUAUGGGGCUAGGGCCAUAUGAUAUUUUCUAUAGUUUACUUC